UUGGAACUGUACCGCAUCCGUGCUGUGGGGACGUCGGGGACGCGGCGUGUGAAGGCUGAUACCACGACAACGACGACAUCCAUCGCUGCAAUACCUACGUGUCACCUGAGAGAGCCAGGACCUGCGAAAAACGACUACUGCACAGCCCGACUUUGUCCUCCUACAAACCCGGGACGAUCUCAUGCACUCUUCGACGUCGUCAGCACAAUUAACGUCGGACAGCGAUGAUCGAGGCCGUGCAAUUGUUCAAACGUUGUCCGUUGUGUUAGAGGGCAUGGUCCAUCCCGCAGACUCGAUUCCCGUGGGGUACUUGCAACGAACCAAGUUUGAAGCGUUGCGAGCUCCUCAAAUUUCCAUCCUGGACUACCUCGUCCGCAUUCACACGUACGCAUCAUGUAGCCCCGAAUGCUUUGUCCUGGCGCUGGUGUAUAUCGAUCGACUGCAUCAAAUGCAAGGUUUUGUCAUGACCGACCUGAACGUCCACCGGGUGAUCAUCACGAGCAUUGUCCUGGCCGCCAAGUUUUUCGACGACCACUACUUCAACAACGCGUACUACGCCAAAGUCGGCGGGGUGCCAUGCGCAGAAAUGAACGAGUUGGAAGUCGAGUUCCUCCUGCUCACCAACUUUACGCUCCACGUGUCCACCGACAUGUACUCACGAUACUACAACGAGCUCGCGAACCACUACAUGUUCUCGUCUCAAGGCAGUGCAGACAUCAAGCACUUUGUGAAACCCGACGCGAAUGGUCUGCUCGAGUACGUGACGGAAGAUGUGUCUGUGAUCUUGGACCAGGACAUGUGUUGCGUCGGAAGUGGCGCAGCCCCGUUGUCUUCGACCGCGAGUUGCUCCAGUCUCUCGUCCAGCGUUGGCUCUAGUUCUGGUGGCAGCAGCUUUGGCACUACCACGAACUGCAAAAAGAGGUCACGUACAUCGUCAGGACAAAAGCCAAGGAGGAGCGUCGUGAGCCCAUUGGGAGUGAACGCGUGAGCCGCGGACGCUUGUCGACCGAUCUCUUUCUUGUAUCAGUAAUCGUUAGCUUAAUAGUAUCAUAGGUUAGUUGCAACUCGCGUUGGC
Aphanomyces invadans is the source of this 1075-nucleotide messenger RNA. RefSeq lists its product as hypothetical. Gene Ontology annotation, molecular function: protein kinase binding. The record is from RefSeq and is a predicted model, not a curated record. NCBI's taxonomy places the organism in Eukaryota, Oomycota, Saprolegniomycetes, Saprolegniales, Verrucalvaceae. The transcript has a single exon. Gene Ontology annotation, biological process: regulation of cyclin-dependent protein serine/threonine kinase activity. The coding region runs from base 182 to 988 and encodes 268 amino acids.